GUGGGCAGUAGUUCGUUUGUCCCGCAUUGAAUUUAAUAACUGUCAAAGUUUAUAGGUUAACACUUCAAAAAUGUCAUCCGUUUCAGUAUUUUGUUGUUUAAGGGGUUGUUUAGAUGGAUUUAAGUUAAACUCGAAUGUUCCCCACCCUGUUAGAGAUAACCCCAUCAAGCUGGAUACGUCUUUUAUGGGAUAUGAAGUUGUUAUAGUUAAAGGGGGCCAAAGAGUGUGUGGAGCGGGUGCGGCACUUGGAAACGCUCCACUGGUACAGUCAAAAGCAUAUUUUGAAGUCAAAGUGCAACAGAGUGGGUCCUGGUCUGUUGGUUUGGCUACACGACAGACUGAUUUGAGUUUAACACAAGGUGGGAUGGAUGAGUUUUCCUGGGCAUUGGGACAUGACCAUAUAUUAAGACAUUCUGGACAAGAACUGUACAAAAUUAAUAUUUCCAAUGGUGCUGUUGGUGAAAUACAGAACAUUCAAGAAGGUGAUAUUUUGGGAGUUGCCUUUGACCACAUACAGCUCAAAUUCUUUGUUAAUGGGGUGGAAAUUGACCAUGCUAUUACAAACAUCAAAGGAACAGUAUUUCCAGCCCUAUAUGUUGACGAUGGUGCAAUAUUGGACAUAAUUUUGGAUAACUUUCAUCACUCCCCUCCAGCUGGCUUUGAGAAAAUCAUGUUGGAACAAUCACUGCUUUAAUAAAUUAAAAAAGUUCAAACAAAUUAUUUAUUUUUUUAUACUUUAAUAUAGCCUAAUUUUAAAUCUCAAUUUAACAUUUUAUUAAUUAAUAAUUGUACUGAUUAUAAGAACA
Brassicogethes aeneus is the source of this 806-nucleotide messenger RNA. Lineage: Eukaryota; Metazoa; Arthropoda; Insecta; Coleoptera; Nitidulidae. The record is from the annotation of a GenBank genome assembly.